UUGGCAAUGGCAGAUUGGCAGCCAUGUUUGCCUUUGCGUAGAAUUUGAUUUGAAUAUAAUCGCUUGUCAAAGCUGAAAAGUGACGCCAUUAUUGUUUUAAUAUAUUUAGAAAUUGUAUUGAGAAUAUUUUCAUUUUCUACGUAUGCAUAAAAGUGAAGUAGCUGGUUUUUUACUUUUAAAAGGAAUGGUUUUCUUCGUAAACAUCUGAGGUUAUCGGUAGGCUAUGUGUGGUGGUCGUCUGGUCCUGCUGAACCAACGCGGGCACGACGUAAAGACAUAUCCGCUGGCCGACGGUCUGGCCACCAUCGGCAGUGACCGUGGCUGCGACAUCCGCCUGCUGCUGCCAAACGUCAGCCCGCACCAUGCCACCGUCGUGGUUCAUGCCAACCAGACGGUGGUGAGCAGCAUCACGGUGGGAGAGACGCUAGUGAACGGAGUGGGGGUGAGCGUGUGCGCGCUGCAGCACGGGGACGUGCUGGCGGUGGGCGGCCGCAGUCUGCGCUGGGAGUACGACCGGCCCGUGGGAGCCUCCGCACCCGGGGCCAGCAUGCUACCGGCACUGCCGAGCGUCGUCGGAAAGAAGCGGACACGGAGCGGACGUCAGCCGCUGAAGGACACGCGCGCGACCAUGCCCGCCUCAACAUCAUCCAGGCAAGUAGCUAUAGUGCAGCCGCAGAGGCGGCAGACUACCAAUGAACAAUACGUUUCAGAGUUGACCUCAGUGGCUGCCAACAGCCCCAACCGUGCGCGCAGCACCAGACACGGAGCCGUGGAGUCUGCAGCCGAAGAAGCUGAUACCAGCAGGCAACCAGCGGCGCGCUCUAGUCCAAAGAACGUCGGUCUCAAUGAUGCUACCAAGGCGAGCUUGUGGAUAGAAUCACGGAAGACGCCUCGCUCUGCGCCUCGCGCCUUGCCUCGCGCCUUGCCUCGCGCCUUGCCUCGCUCCGAGCCUCGCGCCUUGCCUCGCGCCUUGCCUCGCUCCGAGCCUCGUGUUAAGAAGAGCACUUCACUGAGACUCGCCUUGCUGAGGAAGGCGCAGAGUGCGCACAAGAUGAGAGUCACCAAGAUACAGGAUCCGUCUAAGAUAGACCACACAAAGCAAGCGGCGAUCAUGCGGAUGACCGGAGGUCACACACACAAAGCCAGGCCUUCCUUCGUUGUGAAGAGACCCAGCCCGGUGAGGCCUAAAAGCAGAGGGAACAUCUCUGGAGUGAGUCCUCUAGGAGUGACGCCUAAGAGGUCCAGCCCACGAGGUGCUGUCAAGGAUUUGGAAAACGGGUCUGGGGACGCAAGCUCAUCAAUUAUACAAUCGCCCAUCCUAUCUAAGCCGACGAAAUCUGCGCUUAAGAAGUCCAGUAUCAAAAAGACUGCAAGAAAAACGGAAUCAAUAAAAUUCGAUUUGAGCAACUUGGAGCCAGAAGACAGACCAUCUGACGUCAUACUUCUAGAAACAACCGGAAGCAGCUCCAAGGCAGUCGCUCCAGACGAAGACAUCGUUCUGCGUUACUCGGACUCCUCGCGAUCUCCAUCGCCCAGACCUAUGCUCUCCAGAAGUAGCAGGAUUAUGGAGAAAUCUCUCGGAGAAACCUACGUACAUAGUCCGUCAAAGAGGAGUAUCUCAUAUCAGCGAUCGCCUCGGCGCACUAAAUCCCCAAAUCAGUCCCAACCAGAAUCACCUCGCCACAGAAAAUCUUCGCGAGGAAGUUUCAUAGUUGAUAAAGCUCUGGAAAGCUUCGAUAAUUCGGAACGUUCCCGCCGGACGACAAAGUCUUUCACAGAUCAAAGUUAUACCUCCUUAGUUUCAACCCGUAAAACAGCAUCGCUUAGUCCACACCAGAAUCUGGAAUCGUUUUCCAUUGUAGAUUUGGUAUCGAUGGACUCUUCGGUUGGGUCUGACAGGUCGGUGUACGGCUCCGCUGGUUCCGAGGCCAGCACCGCGGCUUUCGCCACGCCCAGAACGGGCAGAAGUACCAGAGUUGAUGUUUCAUCUCUUCUCACUUCUAGCACUCCUUAUGCUGACAAAUCACAGGCUCCGAAUCCAUCGCCAAACUCUCGAACGAGAAACUCGUCACAAAGUUCCAUUCGUUCUAGAAACUCUACUGUCACUAAGAGGAGGUCAGCCUCGCUGACCACCCCGGAGAACAGUCAGACAGGAAUAUCUAUAAACAGUACCAGAGUGUCCAGAGUUUCGCGCAGUAGAUCGCGCAUUAAUGACAGUGUGUUGUCUAUGGACGAUGACGACCCGUCACCUAAAUCCUCCAGGAGGAUUAGCAAAGCGAGUUUAGCGAGUCCCUUAUCCCGAAAGGCCAUCACCAUAACCGAUACUCCUGAUACAGGAAACGGUAUUAAUACACCUGAAAAUAGACAAAGCCCCGAAGAAGCUACUACGCCGGUGUUGAGCAUUCAGAAUUUACUGGAGCGGAGUUUGAGCCAGAGUUCCAUGUCAUCCCAAACUUCGCAAAGUAAAUCUAUCGGAGGCACUAGUCGACAAUCCAUUAAAACUAGAUCGAGUAUAAAAUCCAGUUCGCUCACAGAAACCGCUAGAAGAUCGUUGAGAGCUCAAAAAACAUCCGUUAAACCUUCAGAUGCUUCUCAAACUUUGUCUCAAGACGAAGAAAUAACGACUCCUAAAAGUGGCGUCAAACUGAUCCAAGAGGCAGUUAAAAAUAAACAUUCGUCUGCCAAAAAACCACAAUCCAAGCGCUCUAUUAUAGAUAAUCUUGACGACGACGAAUCCGAUUUUGUAAAGCAGUUAUUCAAUAGUCCGGUAAAAAGGAAACUGUCCCGAAGCAUGACGGAAUUUUCACGAACAAAAUUAUUUGAAGACGACCACGUCGCUGCACCGACGGAUGCCAUGGCCGCCACGGACAGGACUCCGGACAACACUAUCAUGGAACACACAGAAGCGUUCACCCCAGACGUGUUUGUCAGUCCAUUGAUCACGCCCGAAAACAGCCCGAACCUCACUAGUCUGAAACGAUUAUUCCAAAAAUCGCCAGAAAAUAAUCCCCGUGCUAGAAGAUCUAUAAGAAAUGAUUUAACCGAUGUAGAGGGAGUGAAGCGAAUGUUUGGACGAUCACCGAGAAAUAGUUUGAGUGACGUCAGAGUGAAAGAAAUGUUCGCUCGGUCCCCAAAGAAUGAUUUGAAACGCGUAUCGGGAGUGAAAUCUUUGUUUCGCUCGGCGAGAAAACAAAAAUCGCCAAAAAAUACAUUAGAAGACGUUAACGGUGUUAAAGCUCUGUUUAAAAAUAGUGGUUCCAACGAUUUGCGGAACGUUUCGGGCUUGAGGAGUGUUUUACGUGUCAGAUCACCUAGAAACAAGCUCUCUGAUGUUAGGGGAGUGAAAGAACUGUACAGAGAACCUGUCGAUCGGAAUAACCUGAGCGACCUCAGCGGGGUAGAAGAACUAUUCCAUAAAACGGAUGAUUUAGAUUCCACAUUCGACCAGUUGAUUGGCAAACCACCAAUAAGGUCGUACACUAAAUCGAAAAGCUUCACGAAAGUGGCCAAACCGAAACGUAAGCGAAACGCAAAAUCGUUACACGACUCUAUAAGUCUUAUAAGUGAAAACGUAGAGGAAUGGUUGGAGAAAGAGCUUCAGAAGUGCGUGCACAAAGACGACAGAAAGUCGAAUUUGACUCGGGAACUACAGAAGUUAACGACUGACACGGUAGAAGGAAGCGCCCCCCUACUGAUCGGUCGAUCUCGCAACGGAACAAUGACCAGAAGUAUCAACGUAGAAGACAGUCAAAGAGAGAACAACAGCACCCACACAGUGCCUAUCAAAAAACGGUCGCUAGUUGAAGCGCUGAGACGGAGCAAUGUACAGAGAUUGCCAAUCAAAAAGAGAGUAGUCCUGCAUUCGACUCCUGUGAAGGGUAAACUGAAUGUCACCAUGAACGCCUCUGAACUUGGUCGCGUGUCACCUAUAGCCAACGUUACCGCAGUGUUAUCGCAAAGAGAACUUUUAAAAUCGAUCAGGGAUGAAGAUCAAACUAAAGUACAGAGAAAAUUAUCACACAAAGAACCUACGCCUAGGAAAUCAUUGCCAAAAACAUCACUUCGCGCUUCGCGUACUAACACCAGAAAUAAAAAUCGUGCGUCAUUAGUGAUAUCAAAGAAAAAACCCAUUUUAAGUCCCAAAACUUCAAAAGUUGACGACAAAAAUGAAGAAAAUCCAAUAAAAACUCGAUCCGUACGACAGACAACAGCUAAAGGAACUUCAACUCCUAGAAAAACUAGAUUCACUAAGACAACAAAUCAGACUGAAACUACAAAAAGACAGUCCCUAAAACAAGAUUUACCCAGAACACCAAAAAAUACCAGGGCCAAAGCUAAAAGAAAUUCUGUAGUUAUUGCAAAACCGUCUACACAAUUGAAACCUAAACAACAGAAUAUUAGUCCCCAGAGUAAUGACAUACCAGAAGUUGAGAAAACAGUUAAACCGCGUCGCAAUCAAAAAGUAGAAACUGUACCAGAAUCAAAUACAGAAGAAAAACAAUCUCGCCGAACAAGGAAUGCAAGGAACGAACCGACUACAACUGUACAAAAACCCAAAGGAAAAACUGUCAAACAAAACGUUACUGAAGGAGUACCAAAAACAUUACCCAAUAGACGAGGCAGGAAUGUUACAUUUGAUACUGCAGCUGUACCUGCUACGAACAGACGGCAAGCACCAACAAAAUCUGAGAGCACAGAAAACACAAGAAAGAAAAAUUCAGAACCAGUAGCUACAACAUCAAAAGAAACUGCAACACGCCGAGGAUUAAAAAGAAAAGUAACUUUCCAAGAAGAAACACUACCCCCCAGAAGAGGCAAAAAUGUGCAGAGUGAAGAUAAAGCUACCAAUGAGAACAAAGGUAAGAAGAGUAAACCAGAAGCCACAGCUAAAAAGGGGAAGAAAACUGCAGAAGAUACAGUAAAAGGAGGCGAAACAAGUGGGGCACAAAAAGAGAAAGAAAGAGUUGGCGGAAGAACUAGGAACAAGCAAAAUAGUAGAGAAACUGUUGAAAAAAAGAAGAUUGAAGUUUCGACUCAAGCUGAUUCUUCUAGGGGGAGAAGAAAUAGAAAUGCAACAGUGAAUGAACCUCCAGUUGAAAAUGAUAAAGGGAAAAAGGUGGCUGCGCCUGCGAAGGAUGUCCCUAAACGCGGCGGUCGCCCCAAGAAAGCUGUUGUUGAAGCAACAACAAGUAACACAACAACAAGACAACAAGUAAAACAAACAAGUACAGAAGUGGCGCCCGAGCAAAACACGAAACCUACGCGCAGAAAGGGAAAAGUUGAUACUGCCGGAGCGGCCGCCAUAGAAGUGGCGCCCGAACAAAAUACGAAAAAUACGCGCAGAAAGCGAAAAGCUGAUACUGCCGAGGCGGUCGCUAUAGAAACGCCCCCUAAAAGAGCUCGAGCGACGCGCGCCGCCGUCGCACUUGUGGAGCCACCGGUAGAGCGUCGCACGCGCAGAAGAUAACAGUGAAAAAGAAAUCUGCGAAUACAGUACAAACUACUAGGUACAUAAGAAACGCAGCAUUCGAAAACAAUUUGGACGUCUGCAUUUAGUUUUGUUAUUAUUAUUAUUUAAUUUUUUUGAUUUCCUUUGACAGGAGUAGUAAUGUUUGAACAGGAUUUAUGUUUCAGAUUAAAAUAAUUACUAUUGUUCUUAAAAUAACAUAUAAAAUAUACAAUCGAAUUAAAAAACUUCCUUCAUUUUCGAAGUCGGUAAAUAUAAUUUACUUACUAGUUUUUGACGGCUUUGACUUGAUUUACAAGACGGAGGUCCUGGGUUCGAUCCCCGGCUGGGCCGCUGGCACUUGAGGUUUUCUUAAUUGGUCCAGGUGUAACUUUUGGGAGGCUUCGGCCUUGGCUAGUUACCACCCUACCGACAAAAUAGGAAAAAGGGGUGUGGAUUUUCAUCCUCCUCCCAACAAGUUAGCCCGCUUCCAUCUUAGAUUGCAUCAUCACUUACCAUCAGGUGAGGUUGUAGUCAAGGGCUAACUUGUAAAGAAUUAAAAAAAAAAAUUGUUCUUUAUUUCCUUUUUCCUCUACAAUCUAAUUUCUGUUCACUUCAAUGUAUACUAACAUUGAUAUAUUUGUAAUUUACGCUAGUUUUAGUACAAAUUAGGAAUUCGAGGUGUAAUUUUGUUUUUUGUUUAGUAUGAAGUCUCGCUUUAGUGAGUUUCUUUGUGUGUAGGAGUUGCCGCGAGAUAAUUGUCUACGUUUGUCUCAGUAAAAAUCGCUAUACAGGGUGCUCGGGGAGUAUUUCCCAUAACAUCAAGGUGGACAUCAAGACUCAUCAGAUACAAGAAGGUAAGUGGACUUGUAAACAUCAAGGUAUUUACAAAUCCAUUUAUAGAAAUCGUACUGUAAAACUAUUUUUCAACUAAAAUGAUUUUUUUAAGUUUUCAUACAAAGUAAUUCAAAUAAUUCCAAUUAUCCAUGUAACACUCGCCUUUAUCUAUCCUUGCAUCUUAAAAUACGUAAUCGUAGUGGUAACUGUCGAUAUCGACGAGAUAUUGCAACUGGCACUUCAUUAGUAAGCUGCUUCAUGAUAGUUAUCAAUUAAUAAGUUUGGCUAGGUAUUAAUAUAAGGAUGCGAUUUUAAGAUCUUUUUAAAAAAGAAAUAUUUUUAUACUCUGAAAGUAUUAAUUUUAGAACACCUGUUCCUUGGACAUUUUUCAUUAUUUUUUCUUAAAGAAUAUAACCCUAGAGUUAUGGGAAAUACUCCCGAGCACCCUGUAUCUCUUCACUGGUCGCAGUAGGAAGGAAAAGACAAAGUUGACCAAUAGCGGCAGAACCGAUUUCUUUUCGUUGCGAUAGGACGAAAGAGCGAUAUUUCCGUAGAGAAUAUUCCUCCGCCUUUUUUUAUAAAAGACAUUUUUUUCCAUACUGCUAUCCUCCUUUUCAACUGAACAAUUAUUUGAUGUAAAUUUCUAUUUUCUAUACACAACAAUGCUAUAAUUUAAAUUAGCUUAUAGAAAAUGUUGAUUAUAAGAAUUGAAACCGAUUAUAAUUUAGAUUGAUUUGUAUUGUGCUAAAUAGUUUAAUUAUUUUUAAUAUGUUUGUCACGGACAUAUUAAUAAAUGAUAAACACAAUUGUCUCGAUUGGGUAAAUUUAAAAUGUUGUUAUUUGACAUUUAUAAGUAAAUUUUGAUUAUGAAUA
This is a messenger RNA of Bicyclus anynana (squinting bush brown), 7156 nucleotides long. RefSeq names its product serine/arginine repetitive matrix protein 2. Bases 224 to 5467 code for a protein of 1747 amino acids. The record is from RefSeq and is a predicted model, not a curated record. Lineage: Eukaryota; Metazoa; Arthropoda; Insecta; Lepidoptera; Nymphalidae. Gene Ontology annotation, molecular function: protein binding. The transcript is spliced from 16 exons.